Molecule: messenger RNA, 2739 nt
Organism: Marmota monax (woodchuck)
Lineage: Eukaryota; Metazoa; Chordata; Mammalia; Rodentia; Sciuridae
Gene: Gbgt1
Product: globoside alpha-1,3-N-acetylgalactosaminyltransferase 1 (FORS blood group)
Exons: 6
Coding region: 1177-2217 (346 amino acids)
Biological process (GO): carbohydrate metabolic process
Cellular component (GO): membrane; Golgi apparatus; vesicle
Molecular function (GO): globoside alpha-N-acetylgalactosaminyltransferase activity
Source: RefSeq, a predicted model, not a curated record
CGUUUGGACGGCGGGGCGCGCGGCUUCCACCCCCAGGGACUUAUCCGCCCCAGCCCAGAGACCACCCCAGGCCAGAGACCGCGCACCCGGCUUGCGCGCUGCUAGGUGCACGGAGCCGACUCCUUGGUUCCGGACGGAGGUACGUCCCUGCGUCCAUCCUACAACUGGUGCGGCCUCAAGGAGUGAGUCUGCACCCCUCGGGGACAGUUGCGCUCCCACCUGCCCUACCCUACCGCGCCGCGCGUGAGCGGAGGGAAGUCCGAACCUUGAGCCCUUCUGGCCGGCAGACCUGCAGGUGCGCGCCCCGGCCCCAGCCUCCGGGGUCUGCACUCCAGGCGACAGGAGAGGCCCUGAGUCCUGGGCCCAGCAGUGGAAGCGAGGGCUCGGAGGAUGCUGCUUGCUGAAGCCCAGGUGGGGAAACGGAGGCCCCAGAGCGAAAGAGGGGGUGCAGGAUUGCCAGAGACCCUCGAGUGAGCAGAGGCCAAAACCCCAGAACCCUGACUCCGGGAUGUCUGACCUUGAUCCACCGCAGCGGAGCGCUUUACAGCCAUUCCCACACAUGCCCACCGGUGGUGCGUGCUGUUCCCAACCCCUUUAGCAGAGAACCCUGAGGCUGUCCGAGGUACCAAGCCAUUGAGGGCGGAAGCGCCUCCCAGUGGUCCCCUGGAAAACCUAGUCGCCCCGCUCCUCCCGAAGGAAAUUCCUUCCCUAGGAACUUCCCAGCUGCCUGCCGCGCACCCUGGGGUGUGUCCCUGCUAUUCUGGCGCCGGGCUUGGUUCCAGUUGCGGUUUCCACGGAGAAUCCGCUAAGCCCCGCCUCAGCGUCCCAGCCCCUGGGAGGACGGGCCUCUGUUCUUCUAGGCCGCAGGGAGGGAGCGAGACACCAGAGCUGCCCCAGCCACAGCUCCAGCUAAGCACUGAGUGCUCAGCCGGGAGUGACCUGAAGGAGGAGAGGCCUAGGAUCUGCAUUGCUGGGAAGGACGUCACAGAGAGGUGCAGAAGUGGGUGCCCUGCCCUGGGAUAAACAGCAUUCCUUUGCAGGUGUUUUGGGGACCUCAGCAUCUCAGGACUGCCAAGAGGCAGGCUCAGAGCCUGACUGCCUUGGGAGGAAAGGGACUGUUUGGCCAAGGAGCCAGCGGUCUCUGAAGGUGGCCAGGCUCUGGUGCAGCACUCAGCCAUGCUCCGCUGGAGACCAACCCUGGGCCUGGGGCUCUGCCUGCUGGCCGGCACAAGCCUCUGGGCCCUGUGGGCCUAUGUCAGGAACUGGCCGCCCGUCUCCUAUGUGCCCUACUACCUCCCCUGCCCAGAGAUCUUCAACCUGAAGCUGCAGCACAAUGGGGAGGAGCCCCUCCGGCCUGUGGCACAGCCUCUGUACCCUCAGCCCCAGCUGCUGGAGCAGAGGCCCAUGGAGCUGCUGACACUCACACCCUGGUUGGCGCCCAUUGUCUCCGAGGGAACCUUCAACCCAGAGUUGCUGCAGCUCAUCUACCAGCCGCUGAACCUGACCAUCGGAGUCACCGUGUCUGCCGUGGGGAAGUACACCCGCUUUGUCCAGCACUUCCUGGACUCGGCCGAGGAGUUCUUCAUGCAUGGCUACCGCGUGCACUACUACAUCUUCACCCACGACCCUGCAGCCAUUCCCAGGGUCCCGCUGGGUGCUGGCCGGCUGCUCAGCAUCAUCCCCAUCAGGCGCCACUCUCACUGGGAGAUUUCCACACACCGAAUGGAGACCAUCAGCCUGCACAUAGCCAAGAGGGCACACCGGGAGGUAGACUACCUCUUCUGCCUUGAUGUAGACAUGGUGUUCAGGAACCUGUGGGGUCCUGAGACCUUGGGGGACCUUGUGGCUGCCAUUCACCCAGGCUACUUCACUGCCUCCCGCCAGCAGUUCCCCUAUGAGCGGAGGAGAGCCUCCACUGCCUUUGUGGCCAACAGCGAGGGGGACUUCUAUUAUGGUGGGGCAGUCUUUGGGGGGCGAGUGGCCAGUGUAUAUGAAUUUACCAGGGUCUGCCAUAUGGCCAUCCUGACAGACAAAGCCAAUGGCAUCGUGGCCACCUGGCAAGAGGAGAGCCACCUGAACCGCCACUUUAUCUCACACAAGCCAUCCAAGGUGCUGUCCCUGGAGUACAUCUGGGAUGACAGGAAGCCCCAGCCGCCCAGCCUAAAGCUGAUCCACUUUUGUACAGUGAACAAGGACACCAGCUGGUUGAGGAGCUGACAGCAGAGCUGGGGCCACCAUGAAUGGGGACCCAAAGCCCUGCAGCCACCUGCCCCUGUCCAAGCCUUAGAUGGGAAGCAGGCUGUCCUGCCUACCUCCAGCUACCAGGAGAUUCCAGCUGAGAAGGGGUGAGGGAGGCGCUGUCCACGUCCUAGGGCAGUGCACCCCUGAAGGUGCAGUGAUCGGGCACAGGGAUCAUCGGAGGGGAAGACGAGAGGUUAGAGAGAUGGGGCCCCGCAGCUUGCCUCGUCUAGCAGGUGCACCUUCAGGCAGGCAGGCCCUGGCGUCUCCGCCCCCGAGGGCCUGAAAUCCUGCCAGGUCCCCCUUGAAGUCGCAAUUUAACACCACUGUGUGAAAGGCACCAUGGACCCCUCUCUCUGGCUGCCUGGGUAUCAUGAUGUCCCCUCAGCCAUAUACAGCCAGUUCCUCAUCUGGGACCCAAAGUCAGCCUCAGAAAUGGACCUGGUCUAGGCUCCCUCUGGGUUCCUGCAGACAUUGGGGAGCCACUCUCACGGACUAGCC